This is a messenger RNA of Micromonas pusilla CCMP1545, 1455 nucleotides long. RefSeq lists its product as uncharacterized. The transcript has 3 exons. NCBI's taxonomy places the organism in Eukaryota, Viridiplantae, Chlorophyta, Mamiellophyceae, Mamiellales, Mamiellaceae. The coding region runs from base 1 to 1455 and encodes 484 amino acids. The record is from RefSeq and is a predicted model, not a curated record.
AUGUCCGGCGUCGACGCUUCCGACGAUCAGGACCUCUGCGAGUACGAGCUCCUGCGCGAGGAGAACAUCAGGAAGAACAAGGCGUUCAUGCUCUCGCUCGGACUUCAGGAGCUCGGGCAACGCGUCGGCGGUCAAGACGCGCCCGCCGCCGGCGGCGCGACCGGGUUCCAGCCCGUGCGCCGCCGCGUGCCGCAGACGCCCGCGCCCGCGUCGCACCCGAUGAGCCUGCGCGAUCGCACGACGCCCAUCAACUACGCGGAGAAGGACCCCGCGCCGCCGCGGGCGAAAAACUCCGGCGCGAAGCGCGCGCGCGACGAGUUCGACUCCGAGCCCGAGGAGUCCGUCGACGGCCGCGACUCCGACUUCGAGUCGGAGUGGGAGUCGGAGUGGGACAACGAGCCGCACCCGGACGUGAACUACAACGCGGGCUACACGAGCUUGAAGCAGGUCUACGACGAGGACCCGGAGAAGCAGGCGCAGGGGAUGCGGAUGGCGCACCUGAAAGUCGCGAAGAACGACGACGACUGGCACCGCUUGUUCAACAAACAGUCGCGCGAGAGGCGGCUACAGCGGAAACAGCUCCUCGACGGGUGGGCGGCGAGGAAAGCCGCGAAGGAGGCGAGGCGCGCAGCGAGGGAGGCGAGGCGCGCGGCGAGGCUCGCGGCGAAGAACGGCGAGCCGCUCGCGCUGGAGCUCGAGGAGGAGCCCGAGCCCGAGGAGGAGGAGGACGACUGGCGCCCCGCGCCGCCCGCGCCGACGAACCGCGGCGGCGGCGGUCGCGGCGGCGGCGGCGGCGUCGGCGUCGGCGGCAGAGCGCGCGCGAUUACUUUCGCCGUCCCGACCGGGGGCGUGGUCGAGAUCGUGCCGGGUAUUAACCCGAAGAACCGUCGCGCACACCCUGUGUACGCCAAGGCGCCGCGCGGGCCGAAGCCGGCUGGCGGGCUGUGCGAGAUGGGGUGCGGCCGCUCACACGAUCUGCGGAACACCUCUAAGUGGUACCGCAAGACCCUGAACGGCGUGGAGGUCCGCUGCUGCAACGCGUGCCGGAUGACGGUGGAGAACCACGUCAAGUUCCCGCGCGGCGGCGUCACCGUGUGCGUGCGCUGCCCCGCGACGGAGACGAGCAAGUUCUGCGUCGUCAAGGGCACGGGCAUCGUCUGCAACCCCUGCGCGUGCACGCUCCGCAAGGAGAAGAAGCACGCCGCCGGCAUCAAGUGCGUCGAGUGCAAGCAGCUCAACCGGCCGGGCCUGGCAGCGGUCGAGGGGGAGGACGGCGCGCACAUCUGCCUCGCGUGCUGGAACACGAAGCGCGCGAAGGAGCUCAACGACGCCCGGACGACGUGCGUCCAGUGCGGUAAGGGAGGCAAGUCGACCUGGACCGCGUGCCCGGGCGGGUUCAACUGCAACGCGUGCUACCGGAAGGAGCUCCGCGCGGCGAAGAAGCAGAAGAAGUAA